AUGAUGAAAGGUUUGAUAAUCCAAAAUCUGCCAGUUGCGGAGGAGAACAUGUCUAAUUUGACUUCUGCAUCUGGUGAAGCAAGUGUUUCUUCAGGCAACAGAGCUGAAAAUGAUAGCAACUAUCCACAACAGCACUUUGCUCCAACAAAUCAAACUCAACCUGUGAAGAAGAAGAGAAAUCUACCAGGAAACCCAGACCCGGAUGCAGAAGUUAUAGCUUUGUCACCCAAGACUCUCAUGGCAACCAACAGAUUUGUGUGUGAAAUCUGUAACAAAGGGUUUCAGAGAGAUCAGAAUCUUCAACUUCACAGAAGAGGGCAUAAUUUGCCAUGGAAGCUCAAGCAGAGAACAAGCAAAGAGGUGAGGAAGAAGGUGUAUGUAUGCCCAGAACCCAAUUGUGUGCACCAUGAUCCAUCAAGGGCUCUUGGGGACCUCACAGGAAUCAAGAAGCACUUUUGCAGAAAGCAUGGUGAGAAGAAGUGGAAAUGUGACAAAUGCUCAAAGAGGUAUGCAGUUCAAUCAGAUUGGAAAGCUCACUCCAAGACCUGUGGCACAAGAGAAUACAGAUGUGACUGUGGAACCCUUUUCUCAAGGAGGGAUAGUUUCAUCACUCACAGAGCCUUCUGUGAUGCUCUAGCGGAAGAGAGUGCAAGGGCAAUCACUGGGAAUCCACUUCUCUCCUCUCAAGCUGGUACUUCAACAGCACAUAUAAACCUCCAUCUUCAACCACAGUUCAACAGCCAUGAAUUCCAUGCUUUCUCCAUGAAAAAAGAGCAACAAAACUUUAGUCUAAGGCCUGAGAUACCACCAUGGCUAGCUUGCCCACCAAUAAUAGGAACCGGUCCUGGCCCACCAUCCAUUGACCUCACCUCCUCAAUCUUCUCUAGCAGAUUAGAUCAUCGAGAAUUUCCACAGACCCAUGACUUAGCAGUCCAAGAGAACCAAAACCAAAACCCAAACCCUAAUCCUACUCUGGGACCCACCCUUCCACACUAUCAUCCACCAACCUCUCCACAUAUGUCUGCAACUGCAUUGCUGCAAAAAGCAGCUCAGAUGGGUGCAACCAUGAGCGGCAAAGCUAGUUCAUCACCAGCCAUGCUUAGACCCCACCAAGCUCACGUGACUGUAGAGUCUGGUAAUAAUACAAGUGGGUUUGGUUUGAAUUUGUCCUCACGUGACCAGAUGACCACAGGUUUUGUCCAUGGCUUGACUUCAUUUGGGAACAAAGCUGCAGCCCCUUCUGGUAUGACAGAAGGUACAGGGCCACCUCCUACUCUUCUUCAAGACAUGGUUGUUUCUCUCUCCUCUGCAACUGGGUUUGAUGGGUCAACCUUUGAAGAUGCAUUUGGUGGUAUGUUGAAUCCAAAAGAAGAAAGCAACUUCCAUGAAACUCUCUCAAAGACAACGACCCAUCAUCUGAGUAGGUCUGAUGAAGGUGCUGGUAAUGGCGGUGGUGGAAAUGAUGGUAUGACAAGAGACUUCUUGGGUCUAAGACCGCUUUCUCAUAGUGACAUUAUGAGUAUGGCUGGUCUUGGUGACUGCAUGAACACCNCGGUGGUGGAAAUGAUGGUAUGA
Molecule: messenger RNA, 1575 nt
Organism: Ilex paraguariensis (yerba mate)
Lineage: Eukaryota; Viridiplantae; Streptophyta; Magnoliopsida; Aquifoliales; Aquifoliaceae
Source: the annotation of a GenBank genome assembly